AAAUUUACCCCACGAAAGUACACGUUACGUGGUGUGGCAGAAGUGAGCUAGGAAUGGGAGGAGAAUCGCCGCAAAAGCGGCGGCUAACCGCCUCGAAUGAGCCUGUCGACAUGGCAAAAUCGAUCAGUGGAAAACACACCUCAUUGCCGAACGCGUUGCCGGCCCUGAACAAACGUGGGCGCGACAUGGCGGUCAAGGUUUUGCCGGACGCCCCGACCACCACAUUGCCCGAAGUGAACCCGACGCCGUCUACGGCUGGAUCAAAUGGAGCGGCCAGUUCCCCUGGAAAGAAACCAUCCGAGGCAUCGCCAAAGAAAGUUACGCCUCAAGCAGCUCCGGGGAAGCGGCACAAAUCAAUUCUCCAAGUGUCGCGAUCGAAGAAAACAGGAGAUAUCGUGCUUGAAUCCCAGCAGACCAUUGACACCGUCAUCAAGUACCAAAUGGGGCAGUGCGAGCUGCGGAAGCUCAAGGAUGUGUUCAACUACAUCGAUGCCGACCGCGUGGGUCAAAUUUCGUACGAAGAAUUUUUCGAAUUCAUCGACGAGAAUCGCAACCCGUACUCGGAGAGCCUCUUUCGCCUCAUCGAUGCCGACCGCAGCGGCACGAUCGACUUUGAAGAAUUUGUCCACGCGCUCACGACGUAUUGCAUGUUCACAAGAGAAGAAAUCCUCCAAUUUGCAUUCAGAACGUUCGACGACGACGACAGCGGUAGCAUUGACGAGUCCGAGUUUGCCAAGCUGGCCAACAUGGUCAACGAUGGCAAGCCUCUCUUCUCGGGCAACUUCAAUCGCGCGCUCAAGGAAUUUGACAAAAAAAACGAAGGCGUGAUCGAUUUUGCCGGGUUCGACUUGCUCAAUCGACGGUACCCGAUGAUUCUGUUUCCUUGCUUCCGCCUCCAAGACCGCAUCCAAAAAGCAACGCUGGGCGAAGCGCACUGGCUGCGGAUCCACAAGCGGUACUACGACAUGCUCAAAGAUGAGCAGUUCCGGAAAAAACACGGCGGCGCCGCCCCGCCAGUGUCCACCACGACCAAGCUCAAACUCAUCUUUGGCGUUGGCACGUUUGAAGUUUAUCAGCCUGAAUGAAUUUGUUGCCGUAUCCGUUCCGCGAAAGAGCAAGACAUCUGUGGGAGUGGCUUUCGGC
Aphanomyces invadans is the source of this 1143-nucleotide messenger RNA. RefSeq lists its product as hypothetical. Bases 54 to 1085 code for a protein of 343 amino acids. Gene Ontology annotation, molecular function: calcium-dependent protein serine/threonine phosphatase regulator activity; calcium ion binding. The record is from RefSeq and is a predicted model, not a curated record. Lineage: Eukaryota; Oomycota; Saprolegniomycetes; Saprolegniales; Verrucalvaceae. The transcript has 10 exons.